AUGAGAAAGAACCCGGAAGUAGACGAAGUUGUACCAUACAUGAGAGCUCUUCAAAUUGGAGAUUACUUCAAAAGGUUCACUAUGUUGCGUAUGCUGGCAUUUGGUUGCUUGUUGGUGUUUGGUCCAGUCGUCUACGCACAGGUUAUAGACUUACCAUGUGGUGUUGAUAUUGUGGUAAUUCUGGAUAUAUCGUGUAGUAUCACUCCAGCAAACAAGACCCUGGUGCACUCGUUCAUGGAGAGCUUUGGCGGUGCAUUGGAUAUUGGACCUGCCGACGACAAAGUCCAGUUAGGGCUGAUCACAUUCGACAAAUUCGUUUACAGCGAGUUUUAUUUGAAUACGUACAAAAACAGCGCAGAUGUGGUAAAACAUAUCUCACAAAUGGAUAUCCAUCCAGAAAAUGACCACAAACCUAGAUGUGGAACACGAACAGAUUUAGCCCUUAGAGAAGCAAAAACAGUCCAGCUUACAAGCGCUAAAGGAGUAAGAGAUACAUUAGGGUUAAAGAGUCCACCUAUUCAGAAAGUAGUCCUUGUGAUAACAGAUGGUGCCACGUUUCCGCCAUCGAAAGCAGGUGACACUAAGAAGGAAGCAGCAGCACUUAAAAGGGAAUCCGGGGCCAAUGUAUUCGUUGUUAGUUUACCAAACAUCAAGAAUAAAGAUGGGACGGCUGAAUUUUCUGCAAUCGCGAGCCAGCCAACUUCCGAAUUCUUGUUGAAUAUUGGUUUCGAUAAAUUGCUGGGUUCGUUGGAAACUAUAUUAUUGAAAUUCUGCGUUCUACCAGAGCCAGAACCUACGAAUGAGACUAUAUCUGAUGACCCAUGUGAGCGUUUCAAGUCAUUCCAGCGUCGUUGCCCUAUCACCAUGUCAAUGUGUCAUGUCUCUGAUAAGCGGUGCUGUGGAUGCCCCCUCAUGUUCAUGGACCCCACGACAAAGCAAAUCAAAUCACCAUUUGAGUUGGCUUACAAAGAGGGCAAGUGUAUUUGUGAGCCAUGCGUGAGAAGAUCUUACUACUGCCUUCCUAAGGAGUUUAGAGAGAAGGUCAAAUACAGAAGUGUUAAUAUGCUGAAGCUGAUAGCACUUGGGUGUAUAUUAGCACUGGGCCCAGUAGUAUAUGGCCAGAAAAUAGAAUUGGAAUGUGGUGUUGAUAUUGUCGUUAUUUUGGAUAUAUCCUGUAGUAUCACUCCGCCAAAUAAGACAAUCGUGCAUGAGUUCAUGGUUGGCUUUGCAAAUGCCUUGGAUAUCGGACCUUCGCCGGAGAAAGCACAACUUGGCCUCGUUACAUUUGAUAAGUUUGUCUACGACGAAUUCUUCUUGAAUACGUACAAAUCGUCAAGUCAAAUCGCGAAUCAUAUCACAAAUAUGGAUAUUCACCCUGACAAUGACAACAGGCCUAGAUGUGGCACUAGAACAGAUUUAGCCCUUAGAUCAGCUAAAACAUUACAUCUCACAAGUGCUAAGGGUCUUCGAGAUCCAUUGGGAAUAAAGAAUCCUCCGAUACAAAAGGUCGUACUGGUUAUUACCGACGGCGCAACGUUUCCGCCAUCGAAAGCCCCGGAUACCAAAAAAGAAGCAAGGGCGCUCAAACAAGACACGGGAGCUAAGGUAUUCGUGGUUAGUUUACCAAACGCUAACAAUAAAGAUGGUACUGCUGAAUUCUCUGCCAUCGCCAGUCAGCCUACCGAUGAUUUCCUCAUCCAGAAAGGUUUCGACGAAUUGCUUAUUUCCCUGGAAGACAUCUUGGGAGGCUUCUGCGAUCCUCCAAUAACCGAGCCACCAAAGAACGACACGGACCCCUGCAAGAAGUUUGCGUCCUUCCAGAGAACUUGUCCCAUCACUAUGUCAGCGUGCCAUCCCUCCAACAGACGAUGCUGUGGCUGUCCCUUCAUGUUUAUGGACCCCACUUCAAAGUCUAUGAAAACACCAUUUGAGUUGGCAUACAAAGAAGGCAAGUGUAUUUGUGAGGAAUGUGUGAGAAGAUCGUACUACUGUCUCCCUAAGGAACUAAGAGAUAUAUUGGGAUAUGGAAAACCGGAAGUGAAUUAUUUCCACCCAUCCGUAAAAAGGAUGAAACCUUAGGAUAUUGUACAUAAAUAUUUGUAAUAAACUGAACUGUAUUGUAGUGAAACAAGAA
Messenger RNA from Owenia fusiformis, 2134 nucleotides. Lineage: Eukaryota; Metazoa; Annelida; Polychaeta; Sabellida; Oweniidae. The record is from the annotation of a GenBank genome assembly.